Balaenoptera acutorostrata (minke whale) is the source of this 4756-nucleotide messenger RNA. RefSeq names its product Rho guanine nucleotide exchange factor 37 (gene ARHGEF37). The coding region runs from base 228 to 2255 and encodes 675 amino acids. Gene Ontology annotation, cellular component: cytoplasm. The transcript is spliced from 14 exons. The record is from RefSeq and is a predicted model, not a curated record. Gene Ontology annotation, molecular function: guanyl-nucleotide exchange factor activity; protein binding. NCBI's taxonomy places the organism in Eukaryota, Metazoa, Chordata, Mammalia, Artiodactyla, Balaenopteridae.
GCCCCAGCACCGCGUGGGGUCGGGAGCGCGGCGCCUCUCCUUCCCUGGCUGCGCAAUCGCUGGGGCGGUCGAGCUGGCACCUUGCGCGAGAGGGAGGCAGCUGGUGAAGGAGUGAAUUCCUGCUCUGAGUUCAGACAGCGUCCGACGCCCCUAGCUGCCUGAUUUUGGACACAUUGUUUAACCUCUCCAAGGCCCAGUUUUCUUUGUAAACUUGAGAACCUGCUGACAUGACUGAUCAUGGGGCUGAUGAGCUGUCCUCUAGGACAGGGAGUCCAGACGGGGAAGAUCGGGCCCCUGAGGAGAGAUCCUUGCUCCAUCAGAGUCUGGCCGUCAGGGAACUCAUCGACACUGAGGUCUCCUACUUGCAUGUGCUCCAGCUGUGUGCCUCGGACAUUAGGAGCCACCUGCAGCAGCUGCCGCAGGGAGAUCUGGAUGUCCUGUUCUCAAAUAUCGAUGAUAUCAUCAAGGUGAACAGCAAAUUGCUUCAUGAUCUGCAGGAGACAGCCGCCAGGGAAGAGGAACAAGUGCAGCUGAUCGGCAGCUUAUUCCUGGAAUUCCAAGAGGAGUUGGAGCAAGUCUAUAAAGUGUACUGUGCCAGCUACGAACAGGCCUUGCUGCUGGUGGAGACCUACCGGAAGGAGCCACGGCUGCAGGGGGAGAUCCAGGACACCAUUGAGGCAGUGCUGCCUCAAGCUGGACCCUCAGGCCUCAGUUUCUUGCUGGUAAUUCCUUUGCAGAGGAUUACCAAAUACCCAUUGCUGCUGCAGAAAAUUCUGGAGAACACACUCCCUGAUGCCAGUGCCUACCCUGUCCUUCAGAGGGCUACCUCUGCCCUCCAGGACGUGGUCACCAACAUCAAUGAGUACAAGAGGCGCAAAGAAGUGGCCUCCAAGUACACCAAGGUGGAGCAGCUGAGCCUCUGGGAGCGACUGGCCCGCAUCAAUACGCACACCCUUUCCAAGAAGACCACCCGGCUGAGCCAGCUGCUGAAGCAGGAGGCGGGGCUCAUACCCAAGACAGAAGACAAGGAAUUUGAUGACUUAGAAGAGAGCUUCCACUGGGUGUCGCUGUGUGUGACGGAGCUGAAGAACAAUGUGGCUGCUUACCUGGGUAAUUUGGAGGCUUUCCUCCGCUUCCGGCCCCAGGAAUACGAUCUGGACAUCCCUGGGGGGCCUGUGGUGCAGUACUGUUACCUGGCAAGAGACCUGCAGCUCCAGGCCUUCCCUGAGUUUAAGCAGCGGCUGGAAGCCCUGGUGUGGCAGCCAUUGUGCAGCCUGGCCAAAGCCUUGGCUGGCCCUCAGAAUCUGAUCAAGAAGCGUCUGGACAAACUACUGGACUUCGAGAGGGUGCAAGAGAAGCUGUUGGAGGUGGGCAGCAUGACCUAUGAAGAAGAGGCGGCCCGGCACAUGUACGAGGCACUCAACUCCCUGCUAGUGGCUGAGCUCCCACAGUUUAAGCAGCUAGCCGUGCGGUGGCUGGGCCAGAUCCUGUGCACAUUUGUGACCCUCCAGACGGACCUUGCAAAGCAAGUGCUGCAGAGGGCAGAGGGCAGCUUGGCCCAGCUUCCCCACCACCACGUCUCUGAUCCAGCCUUCAGGAAGCUGGUGGAGGACGCACUGGGCCAGACCGGUCAUCAGCUUCACUCCUUUCAACAGAACUUCGAGAAAGUGCUGCCGCCUCCCACCACACAACCACUCCUUCCAGGGGCUGAACGCCAGGUGCAGGCGCUCCUGAGCAGGUAUGGCCCGGGAAAGCUGUACCAGGUGACAAGCAACAUCAGCGGGUCCGGGACUCUGGACCUGACUUUGCCUCGGGGCCACAUCGUAGCCCUCCUUCAAGACAAGGACACCAAAGGCAACAGCAGCCGAUGGCUGGUGGACACCGGAGGACAUCGAGGGUACGUGCCAGCUGGGAAACUGGAGCUGUACCACGUGGUCCCCCGUGAGGAGGAGCUCAGAGGGCAGGCAAAGCCUCACAGCGACUCCCAACGUCAGACGCCAGAGCCCACCUUGGCCCUGGUCCCUUCUGUCCCAGCAGUGACCCAGGUGGUGGCAGUGUACCCCUUUGUGGCCAGAAGCAGCCAUGAAGUGAGUCUGCAGGCAGGCCAGCAGGUGACUGUCCUGGAGGCCCAGGACAAGAAGGGGAACCCAGAAUGGAGCCUUGUGGAAGUGAACGGACAGAGGGGCUAUGUGCCUUCCAGCUUCCUGGCCAGGGCCCCAGGUCCAGCUCUAUGGGGCUGGAGUCUGCCCUCUUAGGGUGCCCUCCUUGGAGCCCAUGUUCCAAGAGGCUUAGAGGCUGUGACCCUGGGAGGGAAAAGAAGCAAAGAGAAGGUGGGGGUGGAUGGGGAAAUCAGCCCAGGGUGGGGUGAAGGGCACCCAGAAGGCAGCCAGAAGAGGUAGGUGGGCCUGGCGUGGGUGGACAUGAAAGGCUCUAACUAGGAUGGCUCAUUAUGUCUUCAUGAAGAGGGCGUUCCAACCUGAGUCACAACACCUGGGAUGGCAGGUCACAGCCGAUUGGCCAGGACUUGCUUAUGGCCUAUCUUACCUGUGCCCCGUCUGGGCCUGCCCAUGGGAGUGGGUCACCCAGGUGAGCAUUACCUGUGCGCUGUGUGGUUGCGUGGAGGCACACUGGAGAGUCCAGAACCGCCUGGCCUGGCAGUUCACUUCCUUCCUGUGGUAUAAAGAGAUACAACAGCCGACCAGUCAGCUUUUAUUUCUCCACGCUGGGAGCUGAGUUAUCUUGGGGAAUGAACCCCUGGGAGCCCUCUCUAGCGGGGGGAACGAGGGCUUGUCGGGGCAGUGGAGAGGUUCCCAGGAGACUUUUGGCUGGGCCAGGGAGUAGGUGUGAGCAAGUCACGAUUCUGGAAUGUGUUAAGGCAAAUGCAGAGGCUGCUUCAGGGAAGAGGGGAUUUUUGAGGGUGUGUUAGGUGGGGUGUGUGAGGCUGUUAGCAGCAGUUGUACACUGCUGCUGUGUUCUCUGGAUUAGGAGACAGAGGGGUAUGCAAAUCAUAGAGGAAACUCUGUGAAGCAGGUAACUAAAGGCCUGGUGGGUGGGUAAUGACUUGGUUUCCUGUUUCUGGAAGAAGGGGAGCCAGUGGAACCCCCAGUGGUUUCAGGAGGCUGCCGAGGGCUUGGAGGCAACAGUGGAGGUGAUGUCAGUUGGCUGUGGCCCCUCAGACAUAGGACACAACCUCAGUUUUCCCAUCUAUAAAGACCUAACUCAUAGGCUUGUGGUGAGAAUGACAUGAUGCUAAGGAUGUGGAAGCUCCUGGCAAGUUGUGAAGUGUGGUAUAAAUGUAAAUUGCAGGAUGUCUAGGAAGUGUUCUCAGGAUGGCCCCAGCCAUCGGCUGGCCGCUCCCCAUGCUCAUGGCCAUGGCAGACAUUAUUAAUCACUGUGGCAUCCUUUCCCAUAAACCCAGGAUCCCUCCCAACGCUGCAAUCUAGGUAACCAAACUCUUGAACUUGGUGAGAUCAAACUUAUUGUCAUCCCUUUCUAGAACUUAGAAAUUGAAGCCCCUCAAAACAGUUCCUGUUCAAGGAAGACUGACCACUGUGGCGAAUUUGGGUGCAGUCGCUAUUGGAUCAUCAUCUCUAGGUUGUAACUUGGGGCUCACAUAAAUUGUAAGAUUCACAGGAGAGGGAAAAGGUGAUCCACUGUAACUUUUAAAACAAAUUACAGAUCGUUUAAAAAUAUAUUACAGAGAGGGCAGAGUCAAGAUGGUGUACUAGGAGGAUGCGGAAUUCGCGUCUCCUCACAACUAGGGCACCUAGCGGGCACCAAUGGGCGACAACGGACAUCUAAGGGGACGGGAGGAACCUACAGUGACUGGGUAGGACGUGGGGCAUGGAGGGAGUGAAGGGGAAGGAGAAGUGGAGGCGGGAGGGGACUGGCGCCCCUGAGGGGCGGCUAGGGGAGGAGAAGGGAUCCCAUGCCCAAAGAGGGAAAUUGGGGAACCAUUGGGAGGGCAGAGGAUCAAAAGGGAGCGUGGCCAGGUUUCCCCUACCCACUUAGGCCCCCAGGAACCUGCUGAGAUUCUGGGCCUGAUCCUCUGCCCACCAAGGACCCCUCCAGCCACGUGGGUCCUGAGGGAGUGGGAGAGAGGGAAGGGGGAGAAAAAGUAAAGGCUGGACCUCCGGGACCAGCACCCCUGAGGGGUGGCUGAGGGAGAGGAGGAGUUCCUACACCCAGCGGGACCCACCCAUGGUUAGGGGUCCAGCGGCGACGGGGGAGACCCUGGGGGAGACAGUGGGGUAGGGGCGCAAAGGAACGGAAGGGAAUGCGUCAGUUGGAGCCCUCUUGGGCUCCCGGGCCUAAUCCUCUGCCCUCGGAGCCUCCCUCCUAACGUGCAAAGCCCAAGCCCUGGCCCUACAACCCCACCCAGGGCCCUACCUCUACACUCAGAGACCCCGUCCAAUGCGCUGGGCCUAAACCCCACCCACACACCCUCACUCAGGGCCCUAUCCCCAAACUCUGGAACUCCACACUCCAGAGGCCCCCCUUUCCAUGUGCUGCCUCUUCCCUCUGCGCAGGUCCUAAACAGAGGCCCCGCCCCACACCUGAACUUCGCUCCCCUACCUGCCUAGGUCCUGCCCCACCCUAAGCCCCACCUCACCUAAGUUCCACCCUCGCCUAAACUCCGCCCCCAUAGCCAAGGCUUUUUUUUUUCUUUUUUUUUUUUCCUCUUUUAGAUUGGGGUUCUGUUUUACCUUGUUGAUUCAUUAUUUUUCCUAAUAUAUUUUUUAUCUUUCUAAUUUUA